AUGGACAACAUGGAUAUUGAUAUUGUUGCUGCUGCUGAUGGUCCUUAUUUUUUUAAGGCAAUUGUAUCUCGCACGUCCCAUACGAUGAGGUUCAGUAUCCAGACCAUUGAGGGUCGUAAGUACGAGACGACUUUGACUAUGGUGAACAACUGCCGAACAUUAGUGGAUGGGUGGAGAGAGUUCAUUCAUUCAGAAUACAUAUCCAUGGGCUGCAUCCUAGUUUUUCAUCCCAGGACAAUAUUCGACUUUCAAGUGUGGGUGAUGCAGCCUAACGGAUGCGAGAGGCAGCCGCAGUUCACUAGGGAAUUUAAGCCAACUCAUGUGGAGCGUGCACGUUUGGCAAUCCCCAUGCAGUUUUGGAGGGGUUUCAUUGAAGGGCAGUACGUGAACUACAAUUCCGCAGUUUUGCUGUUUGGCGACAACCUCUAUGAUGUCGAUAUAAUUCACGAGCAUGGGAAAAAGCUCAUUCAGAAUGGGUGCUCGGUAGUUCAUCGAUAA
Striga hermonthica is the source of this 498-nucleotide messenger RNA. The record is from the annotation of a GenBank genome assembly. Lineage: Eukaryota; Viridiplantae; Streptophyta; Magnoliopsida; Lamiales; Orobanchaceae.